This is a messenger RNA of Abrus precatorius (Indian licorice), 547 nucleotides long. RefSeq names its product mitochondrial import inner membrane translocase subunit Tim13. Bases 50 to 313 code for a protein of 87 amino acids. NCBI's taxonomy places the organism in Eukaryota, Viridiplantae, Streptophyta, Magnoliopsida, Fabales, Fabaceae. The record is from RefSeq and is a predicted model, not a curated record. The transcript is spliced from 2 exons.
GGAGUACGAUUCUAAAUUACAGAGAAGAGGAGUUUAGAGUGGCGAAACAAUGGAUUCUUUCUCAAAUUCCUCGAGUGGGUCAUCGAACCAUUUAUCUGCGCAGGAUCUCAAAAACCAAUUGAAGAGUCAACUUGCCUUGGAGUAUGCUCAACAAUUUCUUGAGACAGUGAGAGGAAAGUGUUUUGAAAGGUGUGUCACAAAACCAGGUUCAAGGCUCAGUGGGAGUGAAAGCAGUUGCAUUUCUAGGUGCGUAGAUCGAUAUAUGGAAGCCACAGGCAUAAUUAGCAAAGCGUUAUUUAGUGGUCAACAAUGAAAUGGACAACCACCUCGGUAAAUCUUGUAGUUGCUCAUCAUUUUGAGAAACAAUUUAUAAACGUUGGAGAUUAUGGGUUUUCCGUGUAUCUUUUUAUCUUUCUUGUUUUUAGAGGACGAUUACGCAUUUUAUUUUGUUAUACAAUUAGUUUAUCCCUCGUGAGAUUCUCACGGUUAUUUUCAGCUCUGUCCUCUAAUUUUUAUUGUCAGAAUUUAUGUUCCAAUAAGCCCUGAG